AUGCCUACCUUCAAUACCACCUCGACAGGUCUAGGGCUCGACCACCACCUCCACUCCCCCAUCGUCCAGCAAUAUGUUUACCCAACCUUCAUCGCCGUCGCCUGGUGCAACGCCCUCGACCUGAUCGUCCUCUGCUUCAACACCUUCAAGCGCUACUCCGGACCCUACUUCUGGUCCCUCCUCGUGGCCUCCUUCUGCAUCAUUCCCUUCGGCCUCGGCUACGUCCUCAAGAUCUACAGCAUCACCUUUACAAACUACUUCCUUGAAAUCGCCAUCCUCGAUGUCGGCUGGUCGGGAAUGGUCACGGGGCAGUCGCUCGUCCUCUGGUCGCGGCUGAAUCUAGUGCUCGAUAACCGCCGCGUCUUGAAAGUCUUGCUAUACCUGAUCAUCGUGGACGGGGCAGUCCUGCACAUCUCCUGCACGGCGCUGGAGUUCGCGACGAACGCCCUGCGCGGGUCCAAUGGCGUGGCUACCGCGUUCGACGUCAUGGAGCGCGUACAGCUUGUUGGCUUCUGUCUGCAGGAAUUGCUGCUCUCCGGGCUGUAUAUCUACAAGGCGGUGCCGUUGCUGAAGAUGGAUGCGGAUCGUCGCUCGCAUGGGGUGCUUGUGCAGCUGAUCGUCAUAAAUAUGAUUAUCAUGAUGUUGGAUGUUUCUGUCGUGGUUGUGCAGUAUCUGGGGUUCUUUACCUUUCAGGUUACGUUCAAGGCGUUGGUGUAUAGCAUCAAGCUGAAGCUGGAGUAUGUUAUUCUCGGCAGGUUGGUUGAUGUUGCGCGGGUGCGCUCACCGGCGGCUGCGCGGAUGAGGUUGUAG
Aspergillus lentulus is the source of this 810-nucleotide messenger RNA. RefSeq lists its product as uncharacterized. NCBI's taxonomy places the organism in Eukaryota, Fungi, Ascomycota, Eurotiomycetes, Eurotiales, Aspergillaceae. The record is from RefSeq and is a predicted model, not a curated record.